AAAUAACGGUUACUCACUCGCGCUGAGCAUCGUCUCGAGCGAGAAGCGUUUGAGAGCGGUGCGCGAGCUUGUUUAAAACGGCGCUUUAAAAAAAGGCUAAUUUGCAAGCUAACGCUCGGAGAAGGAAUAAAACAGCUGCAGCGGCCGUUGAAAGUGUUAUUUUGUCAUUUUUUUACUAUUUCUGAGGUAAAAUCGACAUUUUUCUUUAAGACUGGACCGAGGAAGUUUGGGUAUUUUGCCUCAGGAGCCCCUGCCAGCUUCACCCGGGGGCUGUUUAGAACAUAAUCCGUAAUCUGUCACCCCAAAACCGGGUGAGAGAGAGAGGGGGGCUCGGGGGGAGGAAGCUUCUCCCGUUCACCACAUUUAUAAACUAUUUUUCAGACGCUUUUUUGUCUUUUUUUCUCGCUGGUUCGUCGGGGAAGAAGUCCCCACUAAGACUCCAGAGAAUGGUAAAUGAUCGAUGGAAAAUCAUGAACAGUGUUUCAGAGCUCGAAGAUGGACAGCAGCACAAAUCCCAGAGGAUGAGCUGUAGCUACCUCCUGUGCACCAUCCUGCUCUUUGUUGCUGUUUUACUGGCUGUCACAGUGACCGGUACCAUCCUUCUGAUGAAUCACUACCAGGUGCCCUCCGGCCCUGACGCUCCUCCCAUCAUCAGCACCAAUCAGGACGAGGGCAACGCCCUGGUGACGGUGGAAAAGGGCGAUGGCUCGCGUGUUAACAUCUUCAUCGACCCCAACUGCCCCGACUACAACAACAACUUCCUGCGGCUGGAGGGGGUGCAGACGUCGCUGCUGCACUCGCUCACCGACCACGACACUGAUCUGAAGUCAGUGAAGGGUCAGGACCGGGCCCUGCUGGUCAAACUGGCUGAGGAAGUGGCCAAGCUGUCGGCCCACGCCAGCCAGCUGAAGAUGGAGUACAAUGCGCUGAGACAGGGCCAGGGGAGCAUCGGGCAGGAGAUCAGCACUCUCCAGUCAGAACAAGGCAGACUCAUCCAGCUGUUGUCGGAGAGCCAGAUCAACAUGGUGAAGGUUGUGAACUCAGUGAGCGAUGCGCUCAACUCCAUGCAGAAGGAAAACGGCAACACGAAGGGGCGCCUGAAGGCAGAUCUCCAGAGGGCUCCGAUCCGCAGCAUCCGGCCCAAAGGCUGCGCCAACGGAGAGGGCUCCCGACCAAGAGACUGCAGUGACAUCUACGCCAGCGGACAGCGGGAAGACGGGAUUUACUCUGUGUUUCCCACACACUUCCCCGCAGGCUUCCAGGUUUACUGUGACAUGACCACUGACGGAGGAGGCUGGACGGUGAUCCAGCGCAGAGAGGACGGCUCCAUAAACUUCUACAGGGACUGGGCUGCUUAUCGCGAGGGCUUUGGCAAGAUCACAGGGGAACACUGGCUCGGUUUGAAGCGGAUCAACAUCCUCACCAUUCAAGCUAACUACGAGCUGAGGAUUGACCUGGAGGACUUUGAGAACAGCACUUCCUUCGCGCAGUACGGAUCCUUCGGAGUGGGUUUGUUCUCCAUCGAUCCCGACGAGGACGGCUACCCGUUAAGCGUGGCGGACUACUCGGGCACGGCCGGAGACUCUCUGCUGAAACACAAUGGCAUGCAGUUCACCACGAAGGACAAAGACAACGAUCACUCGGAGAACAACUGUGCCUCCUUCUACCACGGCGCCUGGUGGUACCGCAACUGCCACACCUCCAACCUGAACGGACAGUACCUGCGCGGCCAGCACACGUCCUACGCCGACGGCAUCGAGUGGUCCUCCUGGACUGGGUGGCAGUACUCGCUCAAGUUCACCGAGAUGAAGAUCAGGCCCACCCGGGAGGAGAAUAAAUGAGGGGACCCGCGGGACGGACUAAACCACAGCGACCACAGAAACCACAGCAACCAUGCAACGAACCACGAGAGCGAGGAGAGCCGGCCUGUAGGUGCCGGCCUGUAGGUGUUAGAGACACUAUAAACUACGGAAAAAGUGUGAGAACUGUGUGAUGUAGUAUCUUCUAUCUUCCCCUUCCCAUUUUGCGUGGCUCUGUUUUUAAGCCCUCGUUCCUAAAAAGUUCCCGACCCUUCCUGUCCCAUCUCAUAGUGCAUAGUGUUAUAGUGCUGAAGCGCAUUAGGCAACAACCGUUUUGCUCUUGCUCUCCUGGUCAACUCUUUGAAUUGCUAUUAUUAUUAUUAUUAUGAUUAUUAUCAUUAUUAUUAUGAAAAAAAAAAGUGUUGAUAAAAAUGCAGAAAAAAAAUCCGUAGCUGUUGCAUUUAGCGAGGAUUAUGUGUAGCCUUUUUUUUAUGUUUCAGAAGACAAACGACGAGUUAAACGAAGAAUUAUCCCUCUAACCCACAGAGAUCCAGACAGAGAUCCAGGGUUGUCUUCAGGGCAGAAGAAGACAAGCCUCUGUUUCGUUUUCUUCCGUUUCUCUUUCGUUCGUUUUUUAUUCUGUCAUCGUUCUGGGUUUACGCUUUGUUAAGUAGCCGGGUGUGUCAGGUUCGCGCCGCUGUAUCCGACCCCUGCUUUGGUAACUAUGAGAUAACUGACUGCCCCAUGUCGAGUAAAAGGCGUAAUUGACCUGCAGGGAAGCAGAAAAGGAAGACAGUCGCUCCGGCGGCUCUCAGAGCGAUGGGCCCCAAUCAGAACAAUUUUUCACUCUGACAACUCAAUGGCACCAUAAAGCGUACAGCACAGCUACCGCCAGGCUUAUCGGUGGAGCGGUGAGGUGCUCCAUGGGUACAGUGCCCCUAUUCUCACAGAGCAGUUUGUUUCAUUAUGUUGUUCAGGAAUUCUCUCACACCGACCCGGGCCGGCGGUCAGGUGGUGGCGCUAUUGUAGCAUUUUAUGGAAAAAAAAAACGUUAUUUAUUUUAUAAGAAACAGCUUCAUUCUGUUCUGAUUUACAGAAAUCAUUGGUCUGAAAUAGAUGUGCUCGGGCUGCAGAUCCUGUCAGUACCAGACUCAUUUAGGACCAGUUUCUCCAGACGUUAAAUAUUAGAGCCAAUUCAUUUUAGUCCAGGCUUGGAUUAAUCUGGAUUAAUCUGUGUGUUUACUGAACCUUCCAAACGUUCACUUUCACUGUAAAGGAAAGUGUUCAUCAUCUCCAACUCUCAACUCAACAAAUCUCAAUAAUUGUAGAUUCCAUAAUCCAUAUACAUAAAUUCACCAGUUCAGAGGUGAGUGUUUCCUUCCAUUCAUUCAGCUGUUUGGAUCCAGGGGAGGGGGAGGACAGAUUAGAGCAGAUUCAGAGCAGAUUCAGAGCAGAUUCAGAGCAGUCAGAUGGGGGUUCACCAUAAAGCAGUUCAGUUCCAGAAAGUAGAGCCUGACGAAUAUGGAAAGUUUAUGGCUUAUGUCACCAAAUCAGAUUUUUUAAGAGACUAACUAAUUCAGAUAAGUGAUAAUAUCAGCUGAUAUCAAUUUUAUGGACUGCUCUUAUUAGUCAGCUCAUCAAACCAACAACCUUGUCAAAGCAACCAAGCAAAAACUGUACAAAUGUACAUAUAUUAAAUAUAUUAAUUAUAUUAACUUAUAAGAACUGUAGAUACAACUGCAGAAAUAGCCAUUAAAGAGUCACUAACCACCUUGAUUUUAGCUGAUUCCACCACCCUCUGCUCAAAGUAGUUUGGGAGGGGCACUGGGUAUGUGUGAUGUAUGGGUUUAGGAGCGGAACAGGAACAAGAGCUGAUUGGCUAAGCUGCAUAUUGUGUACCAUAAUAAGUACAAAGAAACAUCAUCCACACCUAUAGCACAGUUGAACCUGAGGUUCAGGGUUAUAUAUAGUUUAGGGUUUAGUGACUCUUUAAUAUCUGAUUCAAACGGUGUAAUCCUCAUCACUGCCAAUAUAUCUUCUACGCAUCCUUUACGUUGGCAUUACGAUGGAUGUCUAGCAUGUUUGGUUCCACUGGAGGGCAGUUCAAAGUCAAAAGUUUAUGACAUUAACACGUAACACACAUGGUGACAAUUAUAUAAAAGUGUGUACAGAGUUUUUGUAUUUUAGUGAAGCUGCACCCAAAGUUUUACACCAAAUACCAAAAAAAUUAAAGUGUGUGUUAAAGUCGAUAUCAGCCGAUAUUAAAGACAGAAGUAUUGGUCAGGCUCUACUGUAAUGUUUCCUGGGCUGGUAGGGGCGUGUGCAAUGUUUCUUAAACUCUUAAAUGCAAACUACCUAUAAUUUAUAAAUAUAUAUAAAUAUAUAAAUAAAGUCUUUAUCUCUAACAAAGCAAGUUUACAGCACAGAGCCAGUUCAUGUGUAAAUAACUCAUGAUAAACCAUAAUCAGUUUCUUAGUAAUUCACUUUUUAUGGAUUCAUGUUCAUACUUUGAUACUUGCUGAUCAACAUGAAUCAGAUUAAUAGAACUGGUUUAUACAGAAUGUGAAUCGGGAAUUGGAUCAAUUGGAAAGCUUCAGCCUGCACACACACUCACACACUCUCACACACACACACACACACACACACACACACACACAGUAUGGUGUCACAGUCUCCAAGUGUGGAAAUGUGUCCGUCUGUUCUGUUAUUUUAUCUGUUAUCUGUUAAAAUGAUGAUAUUUGAUGUUAUUGUACAAAAAAAGAAAAAUUGAUUGUUGUUUUGAGAUGGAAGGUGUCUGCACUUAAAAAAAAAAGCAAAACAAAGCAGUGUUUUCAUAGCAACGUGUCACCUUUAUAUUUUUACUGAAAAAAAAAAAAAAUGUGUAAGAAGUGAGAAUGGCACAGUUUUCCCCUCACGCUGGAAAUGAACAGCCGUCGCAAUUUUAGUGGUGUUAUUUUUGCAAAUACUGAAAGCUAAAGAGGAAAAGUGUGAUGACUCCUGGUGAAAGGCCAGUAUUUACGUGUCGAAAAGCUAACUCACUGUCAGCGGAGCUCGGAAUUACAGCACCAUGAAUAACUGUCAAUGGCCCUUCAAAAGUAAUGCACUCAGGCAAGCUGACGUUUAUUAUUUUAUUUUUUCUUUUCCACGAUUAUGUGACACAUUAACUCCCUCAAUAAGCCGAGCCCGAUGCUUCCGCCAGCAGCCAGCGCCUGAGAGAUGAAGUGAUUUUUAUAGGGGAUGAUGUCCUAUAGACGGAAAGGGUUUGACAGCUAAAAUAUUCCCCUCAGACGAGAGUGGAGGGCUUUUUGUUCCAGCAUGCAGCGACAAGGCUAAUGCCAUUACCUGCACCAUUUCACCGGCUCCACAAUGAGGGGAAAGCUUUUCACACAGCGCUCUGCGUACGUCUCCUCCUUCCCUGCUAUUCCACUGCUUAAAAAUGUCAGAGACUACUGUUCAGAAGUUUGGAAAGACUUUUUAUAACAGUUCUUUUUUACUUAUAUAUACAUAUCUGGAAAAAAUAUGUAUAUUUAUAGAUUUAUGUUUGAUUAAAAUGAACAUUAUUGUGUUAUUUCAAAUAAAAAUAUCGUCAUUUAGAGCAUUUAUUUAUUUGCAGAAAAUUAGAAAUGGCUGAAAUAACCAAAAAAAGAUGCAGAAGAUGGAUGAUCACAAGCCAUCAAACCAAACCAAGCUGAACUGCAUAAAGUUAUUCAAAAGCAGUGUGUAAGACUGGUGGAGGAGGAGAACAUGAUGCCAAGAUUAUUUCUGAACUCUUAAAAUUACUUUAUGAAUAUGAACUUGUUUUCUUUUUUUUUUUUGCAUCGUUUCUUGUUAUUUCAGCCAUUUCUCAUUUUCUGUAAAUAAAUUCUCUAAAUGAGAAUAUUUUUAUGUGGAAUUUGGGAGAAAUGUUGUCUGUAGUUUAUAGAAUAAAACAACAAUGUUCAUUUUACUCAAAUAUAAACCUAUAAAUAGCAAAAAAUCAGAGAAACAAAUUUAGAAACUGUUUUUUUUUACAGCGCUGAAUGUGUUAAAAGGGUUAAGUUAUGUAAUACUUGUAAAAAGCUGUUGGGAGUCUUGCCCAAGAGUUUUUAUAUAUAUUGGUGUAGUGUAGCAGGUAAUCAUACCAUAGUCUUUUUAGAGGUAUGUUAGGGUUGUUAUCCAUUACACUACAACAUCUAAAUGUCAUAAUGCUCUUCUCAGCUUCUGCACAGUAAAGUUGUCAGUGUUAAAUUAACAGUUUGUUUAAAUUCUACUGUGUGGAAAUCUGUAAAAGUUGUUAAUCAGUGUUUCCAAACUUUUGAACGGUGCUUUGGGUGCUUUAUUUUAAUACGAGCACAAAGAAAUACUUAUCUGAAAGGCGAAGGCCUCAGGACGCUCACUAUAAGGGGAUCUCUGAAACUGUACCUGCCUCCUGUUCACCUAUAGGCCUUGUCCACUCAUCCACUCAACCUGUAUGAGCAAAAUCCCAUCCUUCACCUUCUCCAUCUGACAGCAUCUCUCACCCUCAACCUUCUCAACCCCCUCAAAACCCUCAAAACCCCCAAAACCCUCAACACUUACAGACUCUAUGACCAAGUACAGCAGGAGGGAUUCAGAAUUCUGUAAAUGGGAAAAGAUUGAGGAUCAGAUCAGCGCUUUUCUCUCUUUUAAAGGAAAUUCAGUCUUUCAGCAUUCGGCAUGCUCCGUCCUAUACAGGCUCUCUUAUUCCAGCUGGACCUUAUUUCUCGUCUCGUAGGCCUCGCUCCAUCCUUCCUUCCUUUCUCUGUUUCUGUUUUCCCUCUUUUUCUUUUCUGUGUCUCAAUGUUCUGAGUGACAUUUAAUAAACCUUCAGAAUUUCUAAACUA
Messenger RNA from Astyanax mexicanus (Mexican tetra), 6640 nucleotides. It is a transcript of the gene fibcd1a, whose product is annotated as fibrinogen C domain containing 1a. Bases 447 to 1841 code for a protein of 464 amino acids. The transcript is spliced from 8 exons. The record is from RefSeq and is a predicted model, not a curated record. NCBI's taxonomy places the organism in Eukaryota, Metazoa, Chordata, Actinopteri, Characiformes, Acestrorhamphidae.